CAAGCAGUGAAGCUAAGGAACAACAAGAUCAAACAAACCAUACACCUAUCUACGAUGCCUGUCGAGAUCAACACCCCCGAAGAGUUCAACGCCGCUAUCGGCGAGAAGAAGCUGACGGUCGUGCAGUUCUCUGCGCCGUGGUGCGGCGGCUGCAAGAUGGUGGCCCCCAAGGUGACCAAACUGAUGGAGUCGGACUUCGCUGACGUCAAGUUCCUCAAGGUGAGCGCGGAGGAGCUAGAGGAUUUCUGCGAGGAGAUCGACGUCGACAGCUUCCCAACGUUCCGCGUGUACAAGGACGGCGAAGUGGCGGCGUCUUACGUGAGCUCCAAGUUUGAGAAGGUAGAGCAGUUCAUCCGUGAGAAUGCGAAGUAAGCGUGACGGCGAUUUGCGACCGUCUAUCAAAGCUCGCGCAUGGUGAUCUACAGGCUUGAUGACCUACGCUAAGAUGGUGGAGAGCGAGUGAGUUUGGUCCCCGGCAUUGCGUAUCGGCAGUGGACUGAA
Molecule: messenger RNA, 501 nt
Organism: Phytophthora infestans T30-4
Lineage: Eukaryota; Oomycota; Peronosporomycetes; Peronosporales; Peronosporaceae
Product: thioredoxin, putative
Exons: 1
Coding region: 55-372 (105 amino acids)
Source: RefSeq, a predicted model, not a curated record